GAACAGAAGGCGAUCGAUAACAACCUGAAGAUCAAGCAGUACAACAACGCGCCGGUGGACUUCCCGACGUUCGUGCGCGAGGGGUACGACGUCCGCGUCAUCACGCCUCCGGGGUUCGUGACACAAGAGGACGGCUUAGUGUACAAGGACUUUCAGCUCGGCACCGGUGAGCUGCCGAAGGAUGGGCAGGAGGUGACGUUCGAUUACAUCGCCUACAACGAAAACGGCGGGACGAUCGACUCGACCUAUCGAAAAAACGCGCCGGCGAGCACGCGCCUCGGGAUCAACGGCAUGAUUCCCGGGUUCGAGGAGGGGUUGAAAGGGAUGCGCGAGGGUGGGAAGCGAAGGGUCGUGGUUCCCCCGGAGUUGGGGCCCCCGGUCGGGCCCGCGACGUUCUUCAGCAGCAAGCAGUGGGAGGUGUUCGACAUCGAGCUGAUUAAGAUAAAAAACUGCGAACGCGUGCAAACCGGAUUUAUGGUGAGCAGCGUCGUGUGC
This is a messenger RNA of Micromonas pusilla CCMP1545, 495 nucleotides long. RefSeq lists its product as uncharacterized. Gene Ontology annotation, molecular function: peptidyl-prolyl cis-trans isomerase activity. Lineage: Eukaryota; Viridiplantae; Chlorophyta; Mamiellophyceae; Mamiellales; Mamiellaceae. The record is from RefSeq and is a predicted model, not a curated record. The annotation marks the transcript as partial. The transcript has a single exon.